Molecule: messenger RNA, 2338 nt
Organism: Oncorhynchus nerka (sockeye salmon)
Lineage: Eukaryota; Metazoa; Chordata; Actinopteri; Salmoniformes; Salmonidae
Product: putative nuclease HARBI1
Exons: 10
Coding region: 375-698 (107 amino acids)
Source: RefSeq, a predicted model, not a curated record
ACCAAGUAAUUUUUGCAGUGUGACUCCAUUAAAUGUGUGUGUGUGUGUGUGUGUGUGUGUGUGUGUGUGUGUGUAGAUUAAACAUGAACGGGCCAAAACGGACAUGGCAGCAGGUCAAAAUCAAAUACAAGAACAUUCUGCAGAAUGCAGUGAAAAAGAAUACCCACAGACAAGGCACGGGUGGUGGGUCACCAAAGGCUGACCUUACCCCAGCAGAGGACAUGGCCUUGGAGCUAAAUAAAGGCAGGCCCGUCUUAGAGGGGAUCCCUGGGGGAAAGAGACGAGCAUAGGUUCCUCCCAAGAUGCCACCCGCUUCAUUCAAGUGCCUGGCAGCACUGUGUUCCUGUUAGAGCCACCAGCACAAGCACCAGACGAUGCUGAUCCAGGUGAAGGCCCCAGUGCAGCAGCAACAGCACAUGAUGGAGACGAUGAUGAGGAGGAGACCAUCUCUGGAUUCCAGAAGGCAUGAGGACCCAGAUGCUAUACAGUGGGAAAACCAGCCUGGCAACAUAAGCUCACAAGCUAUCAGAAAGUUGUAUGGCAACCACCUCCGGCGCCAAAUAGAACUGGCAGACAUAGACAUUCAGUACAAGAAGAAAAAGAUGGAAAAUCUUGCACUGGAGUCCGAAAUAAAAAAGAGGACAAUUAGGAAACUGGACCUUGAAAUAAAAAAACUUGAGGGAGCUCCAAGAAGAUGACACAGCUCAAAAUAAAAAUUAGCAAUCAGUACAACCAAGUCAUCGUUAUAAGGCAUCGCCCUCUUUUGCCCACCCCCCCAGCACCAGGUGUGGCCACUAGCCUAUAUGAAGGCCCAAAAUUGUGUGUUCCUUUCUGCUCUGACAAUGGCAUGCCCAUUCGUGCGAGAUGUGGUGGAUGAAGAAGCACUUGUGCUGAGGAGAGCCUUCAGGCGAGAAAGGGUCUUCAGGGACCGGUUGGACCCACUGGCCUUCCCUGAUGACCAUCUAUAUGAAAGAUACAGGUUUUCUGCAGAUGGCAUCAGGUAUCUAUGCAGACUACUGGGUCCCAGGAUUAAGCACCGCACUGCACGGAGCCAUGCACUGAGUGUGGAGCAAAUGGUUUGUGUGGCCUUGCGCUUUUUUUGCUAGUGGAGCCUUCCUGUACUCAGUGGGGGAUGCAGAACAGCUGAACAAGGCCACAAUUUGCCGCACAAUAAGGAGUGUGUGUCUGGCUAUCAAAGCAUUAGCAGAUGUCUUCAUCUCCUUCCCUGGCCACAGAAGACUCUGUGACAUCAAAGAGGAGUUCUAUAUGAUUGCAGGUAAGAGGAUCUACAAAUGACAGGACAACUGUUAACACAUAGUAGGAUACUCAUUACUUUGUGUGACAGGUUUCCCCAAUGUCAUUGGUGCAGUGGACUGCACACACAUAAGGAUAAAAGCCCCCUCAGGUGCCCAUGAGGCCGAUUUUGUGAAUAGGAAAUCCUUUCACAGCAUUAAUGUUCAGAUGGUCUGCAAUGCUGACUGUGUGAUCAGCAAUGUUGUGGCAAAAUGGCCUGGCUCAGUCCAUGACUCCAGAAUCUUUCGGGCCUCUGAAAUCUAUCAGUGCCUAUCACAAGGUGAAUUCUCUGGUGUGUUGCUGGGAGACAGGGGUAUGGCUGCCAGCCUUUUCUCCUGACACCUUUCACAGACCCCAGGAAGCACAGCAGGCCUACAACCAUGCCCAUGCCAGGACCAGAGUUGAAAUGACCUUUGGCCUCCUGAAGGCACGCUUUCACUGCCUUCACAAAUUAAGGGUCAGCCCUGUUAGGGCAUGUGAUAUUACUGUGGCUUGUGCUGUCCUCCACAAUGUGGCCUGCCUGAGGAAGGAGAGGGCCCCCAGAGUGCCACCAGCCAUGGACUGGGACAAUCCGGCAAUCUUCCCCGAUGACGACAGUGGUCGGCUGCUGAGGGACCAAUAUGUGUUGAAUUAUUUUAGUUCGUAUGUGUGCUUUCAAUUUUGGUUAAAUAUGUCCUGCGGUGGCAGAGGAAUUUGGGUUUUUUUGGGUUCGUUUUUUGACGAAUUUGGCCUCUUAUGAUGUUUGUGCGGUAUACUGUGUGUAAUACAAGGCUGCAGGGAGGCUACUGCAUCCAUUCAUUUGUCUGUUCAGUUGAUGUGUAUGGAUUUGUCCUGCAUUUAUUUUAGUGCGCAGACAUGCAGGGUGUGUUAUAUACAGACCUUUGAAUGUGUAUGUAUCAUUUUGUAUAAUAUGCUUGGAUUCUGUGCUUUCCAUCUUGUAGAGUCACUGUGACUUCAGUUUCGAAAGGAGCUGAUGGUUUACCUGCUUUGUUUUGUCCUUACUCAAUAAAGGAACAUAAUGUUACACAUUGUGUUUUUAUAUUCA